Sphenostylis stenocarpa is the source of this 213-nucleotide messenger RNA. NCBI's taxonomy places the organism in Eukaryota, Viridiplantae, Streptophyta, Magnoliopsida, Fabales, Fabaceae. The record is from the annotation of a GenBank genome assembly.
AUGGAUGAAAUUAACUCCAAUAGUGUAGAUGAGCCAUCCUCUCUGGACAUAUGUUAUCCCUUUGGCAUGAAGUGCCGCAGAACUCUUUGGAAAUUUUCAUACCCGAUUUCAAGGUCCAAGGAACUGUCCAAAUUCAGAAAACAUGAAAGUGGCUUCCUCCAGCAGCAGGGUUUUGCAAGCAUUCUUUUCCAAAGACUUAAAAACAAAAAGUGA